Molecule: messenger RNA, 1161 nt
Organism: Knipowitschia caucasica
Lineage: Eukaryota; Metazoa; Chordata; Actinopteri; Gobiiformes; Gobiidae
Source: the annotation of a GenBank genome assembly
AUGGGCCCUAAAGGAGAAGCGGUGGGCUCCAUCACUCAACCUUUACCCAGCAGCCACCUUAUCUUCCGAGCAGCUUCAGAGUCUGACGGUCGUUGCUGGAUGGACGCCCUGGAGCUGGCUCUGAAAUGCUCCAGUCUGCUGAAGAGAACCAUGAUCCGUGAGGGCAAAGAGGAGCCAACAAUGGCCACCGGAGGAGAGCACUCAAUCAACAUCUACAGCCUGCUGCGAGCACACAACAUGCAAGGCUUUCAGUUUAACGACAGCGACCACCUGAAGGACCCGGACUUGUACUCAGAUAAGUCUGACCGCGAGCUGGAGCAUGAGGAGUCUGACCCUGAGGGGCUGGAGAAGAGCGAGGAGAGCGACAGCGACACCUCCGAGCGCCAGGACGAUUCUUACAUCGACAUGGACCCCAACGAACAUCUGCGCGAGACACCAUACAUAGAGGAGUCCCACGAGGAACUGGGAGAGGCCGGAGAAGCCUCGCAGACAGAAACGGUCUCAGAGGAGAAUAAGUCCCUGAUCUGGACACUGUUGAAGCAGGUGCGUCCUGGGAUGGAUCUGUCCAAAGUGGUGCUUCCCACGUUCAUCCUGGAGCCACGAUCCUUCCUCGACAAACUUUCCGACUACUACUACCAUGCAGACUUCCUCUCUGAAGCUGCAGUGGAAGAAAACGCCUACGAUCGUAUGAAGAAAGUGGUGAAGUGGUACAUCUCAGGAUUCUACAAGAAACCCAAGGGGUUGAAGAAGCCAUACAACCCCAUCAUCGGAGAGACGUAUCGUUGCAUGUGGCUGCACCAGAAGACCAACAGCAAGACCUUCUAUAUGGCUGAGCAGGUUUCACACCAUCCUCCAGUCUCUGCUUUCUACGUCAGCAACAGAAAAGACGGUUUCUGUGUGAGCGGCAGCAUCCUCGCUAAGUCCAAGUUUUACGGAAACUCUCUGUCAGCCAUUUUGGAUGGAGAGGCACGUCUCACAUUCCUGAACCGAGGAGAGGAUUACGUCAUGAACAUGCCCUACGCUCACUGCAAAGGCAUUCUGUACGGCACCAUGACGCUGGAGCUGGGGGGCCAGAUUACCAUCACGUGUGAGAAGACGGGCUACAGCGCUCAGCUGGAAUUUAAACUCAAGAAGCCCAAUAAUGACCCAGGAAGUACAUAA